AUGAGAUAUUUGUAAGUCAAAAGCAAAAUAUUUUAAUUGUAUUUAAGAGGAUUGAGAGGAUUUUUCGAAUCUUAAGAUGUUACUGUUAAUAAAAGAAAAAUGAGAAUUAUCUUGAGUCUUAUAUUUUCAUUAUAUUCAUAUGGUUGGAUUUAACAUAAUUGGAUGAAACAUGUAAUUUUUACAUAUAAAAAAAGGAAUUUGAUAUUAGAAAAUAACCAAACUUUUUAAUACCGAUUUGGGUUUAUCAUGCUAGAAGAGAGCAUUAUAUAUAUUAUGAACAAUCUAGAUUGGCUAGAGGAUUGAGUACUACAUUCUCAUAUUAUGAUUGGGAUCCUGUAUCAUAAAUGGUUUGUUAUACUGAUAAAUAAGGUAAAUAAAAAUUCGAAAAAAGCAUUUUCAAUAGAGAAAGACUUGAUAUUAUUGAUAAUGCUUUAUUUGAAGAGAUUUUUAGGGGAGAAAUGACAUCAGAAAAAAUUAAAAGAGGAUCACUUUUAGUGGCUUAUGAAUUAAAUUGCAAUAAUAGAUUUGAUUUAGAUGUAAUAUUUAUUCUAUUAAUUAGAAUUAUUUACAUUACAAACCUAUUAACCCUAUGGAUUUUAUAAGAGGACUACAUUUUUAAUUUUAUGUUUAAUUAGGAUUAACUAAUUAAUAUCGAUAUGAUCAUUUCAUAUCUAAACCAGAUUGGCUAUAUGAAUGGGAAUAAUGGAAAAUUGAAUUGAAUGGAAUGGAUAGAUUAAAUUUUUUUAAUAAAUUAAUAGAACUUAAAUGAA
Molecule: messenger RNA, 770 nt
Organism: Paramecium pentaurelia
Lineage: Eukaryota; Ciliophora; Oligohymenophorea; Peniculida; Parameciidae
Source: the annotation of a GenBank genome assembly